UGACGGUCCUGUAGCGGGCUGCGAAUUUGGAAUGAAUUGUAAACAAAAGGCGUUAGGCCAAGGAUUUGUAAACAAAAAGUAUAGUUGAACGAUGAAUGAUCAAAAAUGUGGUGUGUUAAUAUUAGAUGCUAUAGAUCAACUUCGAAAAAGAAAAGCUAGACCUGAUUUGGAUAGGAUAUGCCAUAUGCUAGAAAGGAGACAUGGGUUAAAAGGAGCAGCUGUCAGCGAUGAAUUACAAAGACUUGUCAAUGAAGGCACAGUUGUGAAAGUUGAUUAUAAAGGAAAUACAAGCUAUCGCAAUGCAGCUAAAUGGGUUAAAACAAAAACACAAUUCUAUGGAAGCUUCUAUAAUUCGAACGAUAUAUCUUCUGUGGUUUUAGAAUCGGUGCGAGCAUUGACGAUGUCCGGUAAAGAUCAUCCUUUAAGAAGUGCCUCUAUGCAAGACAUAGAACAAUAUUUGUUGAAGAGAGAUUCUCAGUCAAAUUUGAACCUUGCAACUUUGCGAGCUGUGUUGGAAAAGGAAGUUGAUAAACAAAAUCUGCAUCAGCUACCUAAUGGCGAAUACAUUCCUUUAAAACCUACUUUCUCAGACAGUAUUACCCUGGAGAAAAGUGGAAUUGACAGUUCAAAGAAAUUAGAUAAAUUAGAGACUACACCUCCUAAAAGAAUGAAGCUUGAAACUGAUAGUAUCUCCCAAGAAAAUUCUAGCAAUUCUAGUGAAGAGUCUCAGCCCAGUCGAUGUGAUUAUUGUUUAUUUACGGCAAGUGCAAACAGAAAAGGGGAACCUGAGGAACUGCUCACUUGUAAGGAUUGUGGAGCAAAAGCUCAUCCUAGCUGCAUGGAGUAUACUAAAUUGUUAUAUGAAAAAUAUCCUGAUUCACAGAAUUGGCAGUGUCCUGACUGCAAAACAUGUAUUGUCUGCGAAGAAAAUAAUUCAACAACUGAUUUGCUUACUUGUUACACUUGCUUCAAUGCUUUUCAUAUGAAUUGUCAUAAUCCGGCCAUUACAACCAAGCCGACAGGUAUUUGGCUUUGUUCUUCCUGUGAUACUGCUGUUGAUAAAGACAAAAUGGGAAAAUCAAAAACGAAAUUAAGUGCAACAGAUAACAAAUCUGAAAAUGGGGCUUAUUUACCAAAUCCAUUUCAGAAAACGUUGGAAGAGUACCCUACUACAGUACCUGUUGCUAGAAAAUGGAGCAUUGAAAAUGUUGAAGAAUUUUUCAAAUUCAUUGGAUUUGAAGAUGAGGCUCCAGCCUUCCGUGAGCAGGAAAUUGAUGGUCUUUCACUCUUACUCAUGAAACGAAAUGACGUUUUGACUGGUUUAGGAAUCAAACUAGGCCCUGCAUUGAAGAUAUAUAAGCACAUUGUCACACUGCAGUCCCGAAUUGGCGACAAUUAACUGAGAUGUUGAAUUUUAACAAGUGUAAAGUGUUAUGCACCAUAAGUGUAUUUGUGUAUAUGUUUGCUACAGAUUAAUAAAAAAAAGGACAGGAAAUACUUUUAAGGAAAUGUUACUGUUGAUCCUCUAUCAUUCAGACUGUGUGCCAAAAUGCUUUACUCGUGGCUUAGAUAAUGCUCUAAAGCACAAUCACUGUAUUUUUAAUGAGACUAAAAAUGUGUAAGGAUUGUAUUAGAUGCUGUGUAAUGCAUAUGUAUUGUUAAGUUACUGUAUUGUGCCUCAAUUAAUUCAGGAUUUGACAUUCUCUUUUAAAACCAUUAUAAAAUGUUUUCUUUGAAUUAAAAUAUAAUAAAAAUGCAUUAUUUUGUUUAUUAAGUGGCAAAUAUCAGCCAACAAAGGAUAUGAAAGUGGUGUUGAAUUUCUUUUGAUAGUUUUCUGUGAAAAAUGAAAAUGUUUUAUUUUAACUGAGUGUAUUGAUUAUAUUACUAAAUAAUCUUGUAUCACAUUAUUCAUUAAUGGGGUUAUUUACUUUUUUGUUAUAGUAGUAUAAAUAAUUUAUAUAAUAAGUACCUUGGCAUAAGCUUAUAGCAAUGUGUGCAUGGUAGCCUUUGAGGUAUGAAAUCAUAACUGCCUUCAUAUUUCCACAACUUCAUAUCAUACGAGUCUGCUUUGAAAUCAUUGUACAACUGCAAAAUAAACUAUAGUCAUAUUAA
Argiope bruennichi is the source of this 2112-nucleotide messenger RNA. RefSeq names its product histone acetyltransferase KAT6B-like. Gene Ontology annotation, molecular function: protein binding; DNA binding. NCBI's taxonomy places the organism in Eukaryota, Metazoa, Arthropoda, Arachnida, Araneae, Araneidae. The transcript is spliced from 8 exons. Bases 92 to 1399 code for a protein of 435 amino acids. The record is from RefSeq and is a predicted model, not a curated record.